AUGAAGUUCACAACACUUACCCCGGCCCUAUUGGGUCUCACUGCCUCGGUGGCUGCCUACACUGUGGAGUACUCGACAGAGACGGGAUACUUUUUGCAGGAUGAGAGCUCAACUGAUGCAUCGACCUUUGAUUAUGCGGCUGUUAAUUUCGGUCUGAUCAAUCGCACAUACCCCGCAGACAGCCAUUUAAAGAAACACCGCGACUACUCCCAGUGGGAACGCUUCUACCACCAGGUCCAGAAGCUCAACCAAGACUCACACAAGGAUAUCGAGUACAAGGUCCUCUUCCUUGGUCGGCACGGCGAGGGCUAUCACAAUGCCGCGGAGACUUUCUACGGCACACCGGCAUGGAAUUGCUACUGGGCCGAACUAGACGGAAACAGCACAACCACCUGGAAAGACGCCUCCCUAACAGAAAACGGCAUAACCCAAGCCCUAAAAGCACACAAUCUAUGGCAAAAGCUCAUAAACGAACAAAACAUCCACACACCAGAUAACUACUUCGUCAGCCCACUCACCCGAACCCUCCAAACAGCAAACUACACCUUCACAGAUCUAUCCCUGCCCCGCUCCGCAGCCCCCUUCAACCCCCUCGUCAAAGAACUUUUCCGCGAAGGUAUCAGCAUUCAUACCUGCGAUCACCGCUCUAGUCGAAGCUAUAUUCACAACUUGUUUCCCAAGUGGGCAAUUGAGGCCGGUUUCACCGAGGACGAUGAACUUUGGAACGGGGUAACGGGUGAAACGAGUGCUGCGCAGGAUGUGCGAAGCACGACAGCGCUGAAUGAGGUGUUUUUUACAUCUGCAUCGGAGAAGGAUGAGGCGGUUGUUUCGGCGGAGAAGAAGGGGGGUGGUCGGGGUCCUGUGACGAGUUCGAGUGUUGCUUGGACGGAUAGUCCUCAUUGUACGGUGCCGCCGGUUACGUCUGUUACUGCUUGUGUUUGUCCUUCGAGUGCGGUGCCGGUUACGACGCCUUUGGUUACGGAUCUUUAG
Messenger RNA from Penicillium cosmopolitanum, 990 nucleotides. RefSeq names its product phosphoglycerate mutase. The record is from RefSeq and is a predicted model, not a curated record. The coding region runs from base 1 to 990 and encodes 329 amino acids. The transcript is spliced from 4 exons. Gene Ontology annotation, molecular function: phosphatase activity. NCBI's taxonomy places the organism in Eukaryota, Fungi, Ascomycota, Eurotiomycetes, Eurotiales, Aspergillaceae. Gene Ontology annotation, cellular component: cytoplasm.